Molecule: messenger RNA, 3162 nt
Organism: Symbiodinium pilosum
Lineage: Eukaryota; Dinophyceae; Suessiales; Symbiodiniaceae
Source: the annotation of a GenBank genome assembly
AUGGCGGAUGACAGCGGGGAGUUUGGCUUCAGGAACUGCUCCCCGCACGUCUGCGGGAACAGCGACGUUUUACCCAAUCUAUCUGAGUCUUCCACAUCCUUCUUCCAGCGGCUGCUUACCAUUGACAUGCCAGCUGUUGCGACGCCGCUGUACGGCCUUGACGAUACGGAAUGCGUGGGUGCUUCUGAGAUGCGCGUUUGCACGGCUAUACUUGAUCACAAGGUGAUAGCAAUGCAUUGGUCUGUACAUCCAAUACUACUGCCCUACGAAGAGACUUUUGAGCCGAUCUCCUUGUUCGCAUCCCAGUGUAUCGUGAAUGAGUUGUUGGAUGCAUGUUUCCGUGAGUACACGGUACACUACCGCAUGUUCCAGCGGCCGAGCUCCGUACAAUCAUCAUUCCCAUCAAUGCGCCCUCACUACGUCCGGAAUUUGGAGCCGUGUCUGCCACAAAGGCUACCAAAUGGAUCAUUCAAAGACAGCUCAGUUGUAGGAUGGCUGCGGCCCCAGCUGCGUGAGUGCGCCACCCAACGGCUGGGCAGUUCCUUCCUGCUUCAGUUGGACUGCGAGCCUGGCACAUGGGACAAAGACCGGUGCAAUUUGCCCAGACAACCCUGGGAUUACACCAAACUGACAUGCCUACCAUGGGCGACGCGUGAGGAAUGCAGUCAGGGGAAUGCUGUGGGUGGCAGGUACCGUCCUCCGCCACCUGCAGGUGUGCACCAUGUGCUGCGGCUGCAGCGUUCCUUUGGAGUGGGUGCUCCAAUAGCCCAAUUUGCACAUGGGGGUGCUGCGUCGUCGGACUUGAUAGUAUUUCCCAGCACCGACUCUGCGAUGAGUUUUCUUUGUGCAGUGGGGUUGCGCAACUUCAGUCAGCUGCUGGACUCACGAACUGGAAGCGGCCAAGCCGGCGCAAGGGAGGCAUGGAAGGUCGCGGAUGUGCGCAUGCAGGAGCUCAUGAAUUCGCCAAGAAGUGAAGUUGACCCCAAUUGUGACGUUUGCGUGGCAAUUUUGCUGGGCGCAUACGUGGAACCUGAGUUUCUCGCCAAACACUUGAGUGCAGAAGUUGUGGACAAGUCCACACGCCAGGCCUUUUGGAACUGGUGGUGGUGCAUUGUAGCGUUCCUUCACCGGUCACAAAUUCAACUAUUUGCUGCAGGGUCUGUUGCACCUUUUGAGAUGCUGGUAUCGCUCACCGAGAAGCUUCUACCACCUGAGCACAGGCCUGCGGUGGACGUGCUCAGGUCUGCCGAAGCCUUGGCACAGCUCGCCUCAGCGGAGCGACCCUUUGCGGUUGCAGAGCCUUCGUCCCAGUGCCUUGUGGGGCUGGCGGUCCGACACCUUCUGGAUGCACUGCAGGACAGGGUGCAUGAAGAGAGCGCAGCAGCAGACUGCAAGCUGCGUUGCGGGAGGGCCGGCAAGGAGGGCGAAUUCGUAGCCGUACUGGACGCCUGCAACCCAACGCACUUCUUUCAUGUGAGGUGCAUCUCGACAUGGUCAGAACAGGAGAACACGUGCCCGCUGUGCAAAAGCCGGUUUGCUCGCGUGGGCGUCUAUGGUGUCGAUGGUGACCUGCGCCGUGUCAUAGCCGUAGAAGAGAAAGAUCAAGAUUCAGAAGGCGAGGCAAGCGCUGAGUUUGAUGAUCACAUCUGCAGCAUCUGCAAACAGCCUGGCAACGAUGAUGCGCUUCUCCUCUGCGAUGGCCGCAACGGUCGCUGCAGGGGAGCUGCCCACUUCCACUGCCUUGGCUUGCCAGGCGUGCCGGAAGGAGAGUGGUUCUGCUCUGAGUGCCAGGAGUUUCCCGUGGAGCAGUUUGCGCAGGAGGAGUCUGCUAAGGAUUCUGCAAAGCAAGCGGCCACGACGGAAGCGACAGAAGCUCCAGAAGCUUUUCAACUGAAGAAGGGCUCAAGCAGUGAAAGCUCAAGCAGCGGGCCUACAAAAACUCCACCGCAGUCGCCUGCAGCAUGCACAAGGCCCAGAAGGUCGAAGAGCUCGGAGUCUUGCAGCAGGGCACAGCAGGGCAAUGUGGGCAUUUCCUUGAAGAAGGCGGCAUCGGAAGAAGCUCUUGUAGCGGUUCCCUCACAAGCUGCUGAUUCAAAGAGUCCACCAAAGAGCAAGCAUGCUGUGCAGUCUUCAGCAGUUCCUAAAUGGAUCUACAGAAAGGGGCCCUGUUUGUAUGUGGAUCUAUGCGGACGUCGCAUGAAAGAUUCGGCAGCCGCGACGGUUGCGAAGUUUGUUCGAGGAGUGCUGGGCAAGGUGAGCGCCGCAGCAACUCUGGACCUGUGCUUGAUGUUAUCGGGGAAUCGCCUUAGCCAAAGUGGACUCCAGGCUUUUCUUAACUUGGCUGAGGAAACGGGACAUCACGUGUCGUGUCUAGAUCUGGAGCGGAAUCGACUCGAUGCUGACACCCUUGAAUGGCUUGGAGAGUGGCUGACCAAGCAGAGGAGGGGCCCACCGCAGAAGCUCCUCCUUUCCCACAACCACCGGAUUGGCAGCAAGGCGAUCAAAGACCUCCUUCAGCGUCUUGGACGCUCGCAGCGCUUUCAGUCUGGGAGGGAGCUUCCUCUUUGGAUUGAGGCAAGGUUCGUGGGUAUAGAAGAUGUUGACACGCUUCUCGAUACUGUGUCGGUGGACAUCAACUUUUGCUUAGCAUUGGAUCGUGAAGCAUGUGGUGAAGACCGUUGUGCCUCUCAUUCGUCAGCGGAGACAAGUGAGACUCCGCAGUUACAUCUUGCUGGUAUACUGGAACAGCACUCCAACGAUUUCGAGCUCCCAAGAGCCCCAGCCGCCAAGCCAGAGCCUUCCGCCGACAAGACAGUGAUGACAUCGGCAAGCACGGCAAGCAGCUCGUCAGCAGGUGCGCAAGACAACUUGCGCAGGCCAGGCAGUGAUGGAAUUCCGCUCAAGCGGAAGAAGCAAGAAACAUCCACAGAAACGGUGCCCGGCCAAGACUGGCAAUUUGAUUCUUCCGAAGCACAAGAGGACCCUGAAGUUGAAAAGGUGGAGCAGGAGCGUGCCGCGCGACGAGCAUGGGCGAACUCGCUGGGCAAAUCAGUUGUGGCAGAGGUGCCAAGUCAGGAUUUGCCUGCGCCUGCACCGAGAUGCGGUUUGUGGGACCUUGUCCGCUCUGAACAGCGGAAAAAACAGCGCUUAGCGCGUCCUUGA